AUGCAUGCUGGGAUUGUGUGUAGCAUGGCUCCCUUAGCAGCCACAUCAUCUUGCUCCACAGCUCUCCAGACCAACUCUGUUCAACCGCUUUUGUACAACUCUCAGAAUCGUCCUGUGAGAGAAAUUAGGAUUCCUGAGCCCUGUGUUCCUCCAGUCACUAACCAGGACUUUCAUUGGUCAGCUGCGGAGCCCUGGGCCAAGGGUGGAGGGCCCAGUUUGAAGCAGGAAGCCCCUGAAGAGACAGAACCACACAGAGUGCCAAGGGGGGUAGGCCUCACCAACGACCCUCAGCACGUCGAGGGCAAGGCAGCCAGGCAGACUUUCAAUCCGAACCUGAACAUGGUUCUUCGAGGGGGAAUGAAGUUCUGUGCCUGUAAAGAAUGUGGGAAAAUGUUCAGAUUCAACUCGAAGCUGCUUCGGUAUCGUAUGAUCCACACAGGGGAGAAGCCCUUCAAACAAGGCAAGGUGUGUGGUAAGGCCUUCAAGUCCAGCUACCACUACAGCAUCCCCGAGAAGAACCAUAGCCGAGGGGGGCGCUACGAAUGCAGGCAGUGUGGGAAAAGUCUGAGUUCCAGCACAGCCCUGACUCAGCAGGUGAUCCACACCCGGGAGAAGCCCUAUGCCUGCAGGGAGUGUGGCAUGGCCUUCCAGCGCACCCGGCCCUUCCUCCAGCACCGGAGGCUCCACACCCGGGAGAGGCUCUACCGGUGUCAGGAGUGCUGGAAAACCUUCCGGUGCAAGUCGACUUUCAUUGUCCAUCAGCGGAUUCACACCGGGGAGAAACCCUACAGAUGCGAGGAGUGUGGCAAAGCCUUCAUUCAGAAGAUCGCCUCUGUCCAGCACCGGAGAGUUCACUCGGGGGAGAAGCCCCAUGAAUACAAGGUGUGCAGGAAGUCUUUCUGGUGGUAGAGGAGUUUCGCCCAGCACCGGAAACUGCACCCGGUGGAGAAGCAGCCCCUGAAGAGUCUUGAGCUGACCCAAGGGGACUCCGCAGCCUUCCCUCAGGCUGUAGGCCUGCCAGGCUCUGCUCCAGCCGGGAUUGUACCUUCCCCGACCUUCCCACGUGCUGUUCUCAUUCUCCCCUCCAGCCCUCUGCUCUCGUUGCUCCCCGCGUUUGUAGCACCUUCUUCACCCGCCCAGGUUGUCCGAGUCUUCCAGGGCCUCCCUCCCACUGUGAAGACUGUCCCAGCUAUGGGUUAUCGUAAUCCCCUCUCGGCCCUCAUGAGCUUUGUCUUAGCACUCCUAGAACGGAGCUUCGCUUUGGUCCCUUUCUUGUACAACAAUGGCUGUAUUCCCAUUAUAGGUCUGCUGGUAUAA
This is a messenger RNA of Nannospalax galili (Upper Galilee mountains blind mole rat), 1317 nucleotides long. RefSeq names its product zinc finger protein 621-like. The record is from RefSeq and is a predicted model, not a curated record. Lineage: Eukaryota; Metazoa; Chordata; Mammalia; Rodentia; Spalacidae.